AUGUAUAGACAACGCCGCCACCCCUCCAGGCUAGCCCAGUUCAUCCUCACCACCCAGCUAGUCGUCUUCGCCAUCUCCAACCUCGCCCUCCUGGCCCUCUCCUUCGUCGCCAUGGCACAAACCAAGCGCCUCCCCGACCCCAUGUACCCGGACUGGGCCGUCUACAACUACACGGCCGCCACCGCCGGCGUCGCCUCCCUCGUCCUCGUCGCCUCCUUCAUCACCACCAUGGGCCGCCACCGCCGCGCCUCCGGGCCGGGGCCCUUCCUCACGCCCCGCUACGUCCGCCGCUGCACCCUCUUCACGGCUGUUCUUCACGCCCUCGCCUUGCUGCUCAUCUUCCACGAGGCGUACGUCUGGGAGCAGCUCUCCCAGGGCGAGAAGCACGAGAUCCCCUGGUCCCUGCUCACCAUCAAGUCCACCGUCCUCAGCGUCCCAGUGGGCAGCUUGGUUUUCAAACUGACCAGUAUCAUCAUUUGUCGAAUUUCAAGUCUCACCGGGGCGCUGUUUACAGGCCUAUCCCUUGCAUUUGAGGAGCCAGGCGUGAGAGAAUACCCGAGUAAGGAGGUGACGACAAGGACUCCAAGCACGCUUCAGGUGUUAUAA
Clonostachys rhizophaga is the source of this 606-nucleotide messenger RNA. The record is from the annotation of a GenBank genome assembly. NCBI's taxonomy places the organism in Eukaryota, Fungi, Ascomycota, Sordariomycetes, Hypocreales, Bionectriaceae.